AUGAAUCCCAUUACAUCUACCGUUGCUGCAUCCUGUAAUCGGCUUGUUCUGAGUCCGCGGACAUCUCCUCGGAGCAGUCCGAAGCCUUCCCCAAAUGUGCGAAGGAAAGCACCAUUUCUAGAUCUGCCAGAUGAGGAUAAUUUUCAGCGCCGCGACUCGAAAGAAGUUGUAGACUACAAAAAGCAACUAGCCGCAGAGACGAAACAAGCGUAUAAAGAAAAGCGAAAGGAGGACAAAAAGUCGGGGAAUGGUGGCGGAAAAGCCAAUACUCAAGCCAGCAAAGAGAAGCCUGGAAAACGACUUUUAGACGAGGCCGUGACUACAACGACUGAAAAACAAGGCCAGAAAAAAACUGGAAAUACGAAAGCUAGCAAGUCAUCGAGUAGUGCCUCAAAAAAGGACAAGAAGUGCACAAUAAUGUAA
This is a messenger RNA of Pocillopora meandrina, 423 nucleotides long. Lineage: Eukaryota; Metazoa; Cnidaria; Anthozoa; Scleractinia; Pocilloporidae. The record is from the annotation of a GenBank genome assembly.